AUGGGCAACCUGGCGUCGACGUACCGGAACCAAGGCCGGUGGAAGGAGGCCGAGGCGCUAGAGGUGCAAGUGAUGGAGACGAGAAAGAGGAUGCUAGGAGAGGAGCAUCCCGACACGCUGGCCAGCAUGAACAAUCUUGCCUUCACUUGGAAAGGGAUAGGUCGUGAUGGAGAUGCUCUUGGCUUGUUACAGACCUGCUUUGAUCUCCAGCAACAGGUACUAGGCGAAGCUCAUCCGUCUACAGUGUCAACGCUGUCAGCUCUGGAGGCAUGGCUAGAGGAGAACGAGCAGCCGGUAGUGUAA
Chaetomium globosum CBS 148.51 is the source of this 303-nucleotide messenger RNA. RefSeq lists its product as uncharacterized. The transcript has a single exon. Gene Ontology annotation, molecular function: protein binding. The record is from RefSeq and is a predicted model, not a curated record. Bases 1 to 303 code for a protein of 100 amino acids. Lineage: Eukaryota; Fungi; Ascomycota; Sordariomycetes; Sordariales; Chaetomiaceae.